AGUUUCGGACUGGUUUCAGUGAUCAGUUUAGCGUGUACUGGUGUAGUUGUCCAGCUCGUCAUGUGAAUGUCAGUGAAACUCAGUGGCAGCUCGCGGCAUAGCUGCAGUCAUGGAGUACUGCUGGACGAUUUUCCUCGGAGGAUUAUACAAUCCUGUGGCUUUUUAUGAUGUUUUCCAGACACAGAUUGAAGCGUUUUCUGGAAAUGAAGGAUAAUUUUUGUUCACUUUCGUUGUUUCUGGACCUUCCUUGAGCUGAAAGCGACUUUUAACAAGGACUUAACUUCAUAUGCUAACUGAAGCUAACGUUAACUCAAAUCAAUGCCAGUCUCUUCCAAGACAGAAAGUGUUUUAUCACAACAUUUGUGUGAUCUCAGUUUAUAUUUCUUGUCAUGUAUUUAUGUUAGUAUAUAAAGAUAGCAUUCCUGGAAGUCAGAGAGUUUAAUAUGAAUUCAUCGGUGGAUUUAUCGCUGAAGAAAGCGUUGAAAACUCCUCCAUCGCGACGAACGGCUGAGGAUCUGAACACCAUCUACACUCACCUGUACCAUAUGGAUGUGCUGUCUCACCUCAGAGAACAUCAGCUCAGGUCCAUGUGUAUGACAGCGAGGUACCAGCAUUAUGAAGCCAACCGUAUUCUCUUUAAUGCGGACACCAUCUCCACGUGCUGGUACAUCCUGCUGACGGGCUCUGUGUUUGUGAAGGAGCACAUGUACCUGGCAAGAUGCUGUUUUGGGAGGCAGCGUGGAGGAAGACGAGGCUGUGAAUGCAUCACUCUAGAGCCGUCAGAAAUGAUUGUGGUGGAAAACACCAGCGACAGCGAGGACGCUGCCCAACAGAGAGAUGGAUCUGAGCGACACUCACGACGGCACUUUCGUAAGGUCAAUCCUCGAGGUGAACGACAGCUGAUAACAGACUCAAAUCAGGAUCAUUCACAGACGGAUUAUGCAGAUGAGCAGCUUCCUGGUGACCUCAGCAAGAUGCACCUGACAGAUCAUCCCCAUGUGCCACCCAGCCAAUCAGGAUGCAGCAUUGCCAGUGACUCGGGGAGCAGCAGCUUAUCAGACAUUUACCAGGCCACCGAGAGUGAGAUGGGUGAUGUGGAUCUCUCCGGUCUACCUGAAGCUCCUGUGGACUCCGAGGAAGAAGAGGAAGAUGAAGACAUUGAGCGUUCCUCUGAGGCUCUUCUGGCCCGAGAUCUGGUGCGCGAGUGUCUGGAGAAGGAUGCUGUGGAUCGGACUGACGAUGAUAUCGAGCAGCUCCUGGAGUUUAUGCAUCAGCUGCCGGCGUUUGCUAACAUGACCAUGUCUGUCAGGAGAGAGUUGUGUCGGGUCAUGAUGUUUGAAGUGGUGGAACAGGAAGGAACCAUCAUACUCCAGGACAAACAGGAGUUGGAUUUGUGGUAUGUGAUCCUUAAUGGUGCUGUAGAGAUAAGCUAUGGAGACGGCCGAGCAGAGAUCCUGUGCAUGGGGAACAGUUUCGGCAUCACGCCGUCUUUAGACCGACAGUUCAUGAGCGGUGUGGUGCGCACCAGAGGAGAUGACUGCCAGUUCGUGUGCAUCGCUCAGGAGGAUUACUGCCGCAUCCUCAACCAUGUGGAGAAAAACACGCACAAGGUGGAGGAGGAGGGUGAGAUUGUCAUGGUGAAGGAGCAUCGAGAGCUGGACCGCAGCGGCACAAGGAAGGGACAUGUUGUUAUUAAGGGCACACCUGAGCGUCUCAUCAUGCAUCUGGUGGAGGAGCCGUCGGUUGUAGAUCCCACUUACAUUGAGGACUUCCUGCUCACAUACCGAACUUUCCUAUCCAGCCCCAUGGAAGUGGGCAAGAAACUUCUUGAAUGGUUUAAAGUGGACACUCUUAGAGACACGGUGACGAGAAUCGUGUUGUUGUGGGUAAACAAUCAUUUUAAUGAUUUCGAAGGAGAUCCCGUCAUGACUCAGUUCUUGGAAGACUUUGAGAAGUUACUGGAUUCCUCU
Messenger RNA from Misgurnus anguillicaudatus (oriental weatherfish), 1970 nucleotides. The record is from RefSeq and is a predicted model, not a curated record. NCBI's taxonomy places the organism in Eukaryota, Metazoa, Chordata, Actinopteri, Cypriniformes, Cobitidae.